AUGGAUCUACACCGAGCCGCCUUUAAGAUGGAAAACUCUUCCUUCCUUCCCAACCCGCUGGCAUCUCCUGCACUGAUGGUAUUGGCUUCCACCGCUGAAGCCAGUCGUGAUGCCUCCAUACCCUGCCAGCAGCCGCGACCUUUUGGAGUGCCUGUAUCCGUGGAUAAAGAGGUGCACAUUCCUUUUACCAAUGGCUCCUACACCUUCACCUCAAUGUACCACAGACAAGGUGGCGUCCCCGGAGCCUUCUCCAACCGUGACUUUCCACCUUCCCUUCUCCACCUUCAUCCACAGUUUGCCCCUCCAAACUUAGACUGUUCCCCAAUCAGCAUGCUGAAUCACAGCGGUGUGGGCGCCUUCCGACCUUUUACCUCCCCCGAGGAGCGUGAAAGCUAUCAGUCUGCAUUUACCCCAGCCAAACGCCUCAAGAGCUGCCAUGAUACGGAAUCCCCGCACCUGCGAUUCUCUGAUGCUGACGGAAAAGAGUAUGAAUUUGGGACGCAGAUCCCAACAGGUUCCCCUGGGGGACUUAAGGUGGACGACGCUGGGAAAAAACUGUUUGCUGUAUCCGGCCUGAUAUCCGACAGAGAGACAUCGUCAAGCCCAGAGGACAGAAACGAGAGGUACCCAUUCUGUCAGCGGUCCGGAUGGUUCUGCCAAAGGAAAGUUGAAGGUAAAAAGAAAGUCGCCCUGUUUGACAGCCAGGCCCCGAUCUGCCCCAUCUGCCAGGUCCUGCUGCGUCCCGGGGAACUGCAAGAACAUAUGGAGCAAGAAAUGGAGAAAAUAACACAAGUCAUUAUCAGUAAGAACUCCGCACAGAAAGACGCCAUGACACCGGGUACGCCAAAGUCGGUGUUGUUAUCAGCUUCAAUCAAGAGAGAAGGGGAAUCGCCCACGGCUUCACCUCACUCCACCGACGAGAUUCACCACUCGGACAGAUACCAGACGUUCCUGAGAGUGAGGGCCAACAGGCAGACCCGGCUGAAUGCCCGGAUUGGAAAGAUGAAACGACGAAAGCAAGAUGAGGGACAGGUAUGUCCGCUCUGCAGUCGGCCAUUGUCUGGAUCCGAGGAGGAGAUGAGUAGACAUGUGGAACUGUGCCUGGCUAAGCGAGAGACCUGCAUGAAUGAAGACGACUCUGUAGACAUUGAGAAUGAGAACGGCCAUCGGUUUGAGGAGUAUGAGUGGUGCGGACAGAAGAGGAUUCGGGCCACUACUCUCUUAGAAGGGGGAUUCCGUGGAACUGGAUUUAUAAUGUGUAGCGGCAAAGAAACACAUGACAGCGACGCUGAUCUGGACGUUGACGGGGAUGACACCCUGGAAUAUGGAAAAGCACAGUACACGGAGGCCGACGUCAUCCCAUGUACUGGAGAAGAACCGGGAGAAGCCAAGGAAAGAGAGGCGCUCCGGGGUGCAGUACUAAACGGUGGAACACCCAGCACCAGAAUAACGACGGAGUUCUCCAAAUGGGGCAACGACGAAAUGCCGUCUACGAGUAACGGGGAGAGCAGUAAACAAGAAGCCAUGCAGAAGACGUGCAAGAACAGCGACAUUGAGAAGAUCACAGAACAAUCGGCAGUGACGACGUUUGAAGCGUUAAAGGCGCGUAUCCGGGAACUGGAAAGACAACUAUCCCGAGGGGACCGCUACAAAUGCCUCAUCUGCAUGGAUUCCUACACAAUGCCCCUGACGUCCAUUCAGUGUUGGCACGUGCACUGCGAGGAAUGCUGGCUGCGCACUCUGGGAGCCAAGAAGCUGUGCCCGCAGUGUAACACCAUCACAUCACCCGGGGACCUCAGGCGCGUCUACUUGUGAAAGGUAGAGGCACUGACCUUGCUCCAGCCUCGUUCAAGACUCACCCCGGUUGUCCUCGCGCCUCCGUUUUUCCGGAGUCGGAGGCCUCACCUGGGUCUGUAAUGUGACCGAGGAAGAUUUGGAAGCUUAAGACACUUUUAACUGUAGUGGAGCAAAUAAAACUGUAAAACAAAGAACAAGCCUUUGCUGGACUUCUGUGGCUUCCAGAUCUUCACCUCCAGUCAGCACUACCGGGGGGACGCCAGAUCCCUGCCCCCGCAGCACUCGCCACGUUUUCUCUUCUCCCUGUACCUGCUGCUGAUUUUUAAUGUUUCUCUCCGAAUUUUCGAGGACUUGAUGCACCACAGCUCCCAUCAUUCUUUUUAGUUUACAUUGUCCCUCCAACUGCACCGAAAACUGAUCAGUGGCGCAGGCUUGUACAGAUGACCCCCACCGCUCUCCCCUCACGUGCAGUUUGUGAUUUCUAUAUUUUUUUGGUGUGUGUGAGAAAAGCAGGGAAAAGAAGAAAACUGACAGAAAUGCGAAGCACAUGUAAUAUAAAUCCUAUGUUUACAGCGUCACGUAUAAACUGAAGGGACUCCAUGUUACCCGGGGGGGGGGGGGGGGGGGGGGCGCGGGUAUUCCUUGGGGCAGGAUGAUUUUAUUUUUUCCUGUCAGAAAUGGGUCUAAAAUCUAAAAUGUGUAAAUGUAAUUUAUUUUAGGUUUUCUUCUUUUUUUUUUUUUGUUUGUUUUUUAACAUUUUUUGUUUGGAAAUCUAUUUGCCCAGCAAAUGCCGCGUACCUGUGCCGUUCCUGUGUGCAGGAUCAUGGGGUGGCAGGACGCCAGCCGCCCCCUUCUUGGAGCUGGAUUAACCCCUCCCAGACCGGGGCUGGGUCUAAUGACCAGCUGUGUGAUGCUGUAAUGGUCCAUGUGAUAGCAGUUGGGUUGAGCAUUGCUGGAGGCUCAGGCUCUGGACGCGUUGACUUUCGCUGUUACGUGCGGCUUGUGCCAGUAAUCGACUUAAUAUUUUCCUGCUGCUUCCUGUUCCAGAAAAGACGGGGGAAAAAAAACGUGUGUUCUUAGCACCAUUGGAGUCUAUGGAGGGUGACCUAUAUUGUGCCCAGAGGCUGCAGGUUCACAUCUGAGGUUUAAUGCGUCUCCAUUUACGUUUCCUGACACCCUAUCCCGCUGUAUUCCGUGUACUGGGAGCCGGAGCCUGUUAAUGGGACCUGUCACCCACAGCAACCUGGUACAAGGGUGAAAAUGGAUAUAUAAUCCCAGCCUGUGAUUGGUCCUCGGGGCGACACUUUGGAGCCUCCGGUUGUCAUACAGGCACUUCAGCGCACAUAAGAAGUGCAGCAAACCUUGUGAAAAUACCGCACACACUUCCGUGUUUUUGCAUUGUCUGUAUGGAAAUCGAUCGAGCUCCAGGGUUGUAGGACAGUGAGACCCCUUGUGCCCCCGGCUCAGGUUAGAGCAGGGGUGGCCGCUAUAGUAGUCACACGCGGCCCCCAACUCCCUGGUCCUUAUUUCCUACUUUUUGUGUCUGGCUCCUAUAGAUUUAUUCUGGAGCAUCAGCCUCUACUCCCGGGGCGGGCGCCCAGCGGAGCUACUGGCAGCUUGUGGGUGCAGUCAGCCGUGGCCACACAUUUACAUUGACCCUUGUAACGCUGGAGGGAAUCAUCUGCAAUUCAAAGUGCUGGCUUCCAGCUGCCGGCGUGCCCUGGCGAGGGAACGGUUAACAGUAUGAAAUUGAUUCUAUUAGAUAUGUAUUGGAGACGGCAGGAAAUGAAUUAGGACGUUAACAUGGUGACCUGCUGGGUGGCAGUUUGACACGAGUUACUGACCCGGAUCCUUGGCAGCUGUCAUGGAGGAGGGGUAUGAGCUCCUUCAGAGCUGCAACUCCUCUCUGCCGGGGUGAGCCACACAUACGAAACCUCACUGAUUGUAUUACAGCUCCGGGGAAUCCUGCUGCGGCUGCAGACUGACAUCUCUGCGGCGCAUCUGAACAUGUGCAUGUGGCGAUUUCAGGCUGAGGAGGCUGUAGGACAGGAGAAUACAGUCUAUUGCCCCCUGUUAGCAGCCACUGGACAUGUCUCCCGGUCAGCAGUCGGCGCCUGCACUCUGGGUGCGUUCUAUAUGUUCACCUCUAGUCACCAUAUUGUGUUCAUGUACAGAAUGUGUAAAAUCUGGUGGAAAGAUGACAAUUCCCAGAAUAAUGAGCUCUGUGCAGGGAGCUGCAGAACUGUGAGCGCAGUUCUGGAGGGUAAUGCAGGAUCUGUAACAUGUUGUGGCUGGAUCUCCCUGGAGUAUGUGCUGUGCAGGUUCAUGAGGGGGGCCCUAGAUCCUUAGGACAGAGUGUCAUCCCUGAGGGGGGUCUAAGCUUCCAGCCUUCCACGUGUGUAAAUGUCAGGAUUGUUCCCAGCACCGCAGCGGAUAUUAUAGACUAACUGAAUAUAUUUCUUACCAUUAUGGCCCCUCCGUAAACUGGCGCCUGAGCCCACAGCAGCGGACGGGGAUGGGUGUCACCUGGAAAUGAAACCAUACUGAGCCCCUGAUGUGCCUGCCGACCUGUAUGGUGGUCACAUGACCUCCGCCAAUGGUAGUAAUGCAGCCUAAUCUACAAAGGGUUAAUGCGACACUUUUUUUUUUUUUGUGCCACUCUGUUCCAGCGUUGGCCAUGGUGGUCGCGGAGGAUCCAGUGGGAGUUUCUAUUUAUUUUCUACCUUUUUUAUGGUCGGGGAGUUUGUGGAAAUUUUGAUGUUUUGUUGGAACAAAGAAGAAAAAAAAACGAGCUAAAUCUCAAAAUGAAAAAAAAAGUUUCCCAAAGAGGCAGCGGAGGCCCCUGAGUCGUGUCCAUGACGUGUGUCCGUGUAUAUUAUAUCCCCGCAGCUUCUUGUCAUCACCAUUUGUAAAGUACAUUUGACAUUAAAGAAGUAUAAAUCUUU
Bufo gargarizans (Asiatic toad) is the source of this 4742-nucleotide messenger RNA. RefSeq names its product ring finger protein 220 (gene RNF220). Gene Ontology annotation, biological process: protein ubiquitination. The coding region runs from base 1 to 1815 and encodes 604 amino acids. The record is from RefSeq and is a predicted model, not a curated record. Lineage: Eukaryota; Metazoa; Chordata; Amphibia; Anura; Bufonidae. Gene Ontology annotation, molecular function: ubiquitin protein ligase activity; metal ion binding. The transcript has 17 exons.